GCGAUCGUACGUCCCUGAGUGAAGAUCAACAAGUAGCCGCGAGGUGGUGGGGCGCAUCUCUGUUUGUACGCCGGUGAGGGGUUGGUGGCGCGGCCUGCGGCACGACGCGGACAGAGUGGCACUGGAGAGCGUGGGGGAAGGACGCGCGGUACUGCACGGCGUUGUGUACGGACGGUGAGCGAGCGAGCGAGCGAGCGAGCGAGCGAGCUGGUAGGGCAAAGCGAACGUCGCGUUCUGUGACGCGCGUUCAGUCUGGUAGUCGCGUUGGCACGGCGUCGUUCUUCAGGUAUCGCGAUCAUUCCCGUGGACGUUGCGACGAGUCAGCGCGAGUCGUCGUUGAGAGUGCACGGUACGGCGAGAGUGUAGUGUGGCUAUACAUAUCGGGGUUCGUUUCUGACUCGAUUCUCCGCGAAAGAGAUCGAAAGAUCGGGACACGAUGAGAAGUGCAGGUGGUGUAUAGUGAUCGUUGAAACUGAACGCGAGACGACGUGAGUGAAACAUCGACGCGCGACAAAGGAGAAGACGAUACGCGCGUAGUUCGGCCGCGCUGACCUGAGAGGACGGUUCGUGAAACCAGAACCGCCAUAAAGAGAGGAACCGAAGGGGGAGGAGGUACGGCGAUCGUCGUCGUCGUUAUCGUCGCCGGGGACCGUCGCGACGAGGAUGGGAGCUGCACGGGCCGGGGCGAGGCCCCGACCGCUUCUCGGCCUGCCGUUCAUAGCCUGCGUUGUACUGCUCUACGGAACUCUCGCGACUGCAACGAGAUUGAGGCACUCGAGACACCUGGACUCGAGAUCGCAGUUCCCGGACGAGGAGGAAUUACCGCUCAAUGAGAAUCACAACCACAAGCCGGUGUUUACCGAUUGUGCGAAUUACACGCCGUUGCUGCAGGAGGAGGUGAACCGCGACACCUAUGUAUUUCAGGUGCACGCCGAGGACACGGAUCCGCCGGAAAACGGAGGUACCGUCACGUACAAAUUCGUGUCCGCGCCCCAUGAGAAGCUGAAAUUCGAGAUCAAUAAUAUAACUGGCGUAAUCACGACGAGCAUGUACAUGGACAGGGAUGAGCCCUUCAGAGAGAGGGAGUUCUAUCUCACGGUGCUCGCCACCGACAACGGCAGGCCGCAGCUGGACGACGUGUGCACACUUAAGGUUACCAUCACAGACAUCAACGACAAUGAGCCCGUCUUCGACAAAGUGGCGUACACGGAAUCCGUGCCGCAAGACUUGCCCGUCGAUCGCGAAGUCAUGAGAGUCUCCGCCACCGACCUCGAUGACGGUGAAAAUGCCACUGUGCGUUACAAUCUGUCGUCUAAGACGAAGCUGGGUGAUGAGGAAUAUUUCCGGAUCGACAGCGAGACCGGCAUCAUAUUUCUCAAGAAAGCUAUAGACCGCGAUCCAGGUUAUAAAUUCACUAUGGUAGCCACAGCGAUGGACCUCGGCAAGCCUCCAAUGGCCAACCAAAUUGAUCUUGACAUACGGGUGGUGGAGUCGCACAAAAAGGCACCAGCUUUUCUACCUAGGCCAACAGCACCGAUUAAGCUGUUGGAGAAUUUUAGCGACUUCGACGCCAGCAUUGUCCGUCUUAAAGCGGUCUCUAACGUCAAUGAUUCGAGCAAAUCGGAGAAUUCGUACCUGCUCUUCGAACUGGUCACCGGCAGGACCGAGCAGACUAACAAGGACAACACCUUUAGAUUGGAAUCGAAUAAGGACGUGGCGGAUAUCAAGCUCUCUCAGAGUCUCGAUUACGAAAGAAACACGCAAUAUUCGUUGAUAGUACGGGUGCAAAAUAAGAAUGAAUUGGCUGCGGAAACGGUGAUUGAUAUUGAAGUUCUCGACGUUAAUGACAAUAUUCCAGCCUUCCGUGAUAUUACGAAGGGAAGCGUGCUGGAAAACGAGCCGCAAGGAGUAUCUGUCAUUCGAGUGCAAGCUACAGACGCCGAUGGGACCAGCGCUAACAAUCAGGUCCAUUACGACUUGGACAACUUCAAGGAUCUGUUCACCAUCGAUAGUCAAACUGGUGUCAUCACUACGCUAGUGACGUUUGAUAGAGAAGUCGAGGACGCUUACAACGUUAAAGUAUUAGCGAUGGAUAAUUCGCCGAGUGCUCUGUUCAAAACCGGCUUACCCAAUAAAGGGCAACAGGUGUUCCGAAUAGAAAUCGCCGAUAAGAAUGACAAUCCACCUCGCUUCACCGAAAAGGUGUACACUCAUAACGCGGUCCCGGAAGACACGAACAUCAACACCUAUGUAACCCAUGUCGAGGCGAUUGAUUCCGACACAGCGAGUCCUGUCACAUACAGCAUUAUAGCAGGAAAUACUAACGAUAGUUUUUCUAUUGAAAGUUCAACGGGAAAAAUUCGCGUAAAUAAGACGUUGGAUUACGAGCAGAUCACCAAGUACAAUCUGACCGUGAGAGCAUUCGAUGGCUUGUUCAACGAUACAGCGCAAGUGGAGAUUUUUGUCGAGAACGUAAACGACAAUCCACCGAUCUUCGAAGAUUUUAACAGAAAUCCGACGAUAGAAGAAGAAAAAUUGGUGCCUGGUUGUAUUACUACCGUGGUAGCUUACGACCCUGACAUCGAAGAUAGAAAUGCCGAUCAGCAUAUCGCGUACUUCAUCGUUAAGGAAACUCAGCAACCUCUCAUCGAAAUUGACAAAACUGGUUGUAUGAAACUGAAGAAGCCACUAGAUCGCGACCCGCCGAAUGGCUAUUCGAUGUGGACUGUCAUCGUGAUGGCGAGAGACGAAGACGGUUCGUCCACGGCGCUACGGGAAUCGGUGGUCGUGAACAUCACUCUCCUUGACAUAAAUGAUAACGCACCAUUCCUCGAUAUGCCUUACCCCGUCAUUUGGAUGGAGAAUAAACCACCUGGCAAGAUAACCGAGCUCAAAGCGCGCGAUUACGAUUCCAAUGAUAAUGGUCCACCAUUCGAGUUCCGGAUCGACGACAGCGCGGACGAUGAGAUCAGAUCCAAGUUCGACAUUCACAAGUCCAAUUUGUUCGCGCGAGUGAUAUUUGAUCGAGAGCAGCGAAAGAGCUACGAUAUACCGAUCGCGAUUACGGACAGCGGUGUGCCAUCGAUGACAGGUACUUCGACGCUCACUGUGAUCAUAGGCGACGAAAAUGACAAUCCCAUGCAGGAGGGUUCUAGUUCGAUAUUCGUUUACAACUACAAGGGAGAGGCCCCUGAUACAGAGAUUGGCCGCGUUUACGUCAACGACCCGGACGAUUGGGAUCUGCCAGAUAAAUCCUUCGACUGGGCCUCUCCUCACGAGGGCUUCGUGCUAAACAGCAGCACCGGCAUGAUCACUCUGUUAUCAGGCACAUCGAAUGACACUUUCGUGCUGAAGUUCCUCGUAACCGAGAAAGGCCACUUCGGGCAAUCGCAUCAGGUACACGCGUACGUAAACGUCACCGUCAAGGAACUCCCAGAGGAGGCCGUGGAGAGAUCCGGUUCAGUGCGAUUUUACGGAAUAAACGCGGAGCAGUUCGUCGAGCCCGAUGAGUCCGGCGUCAGCAGGAAGGAGAUAUUCCAAGAAAAAGUAGCGGCCAUGUUGAACGUCUCGGUUGAAAACGUAGACGUGUUUACCGUGCUUCAUUCGCCUCACUAUAACAACAGAAGUCUGCUCGACGUGCGUUUCUCGGCGCACGGCAGUCCGUAUUACGCUCCCGAAAAACUGAACACUAUCCUCGCGCAACACUCGAAGGAGAUCGAACACGAGAUGAGAGCUGAUAUCUUGCUAGUGAACAUUGACGAGUGUUUGUUCGAGAAGAUGCACUGCAACAAUUCGUGCCGCAGUUAUUUGAACGCCAGCACCGUGCCGUAUUCUGUAUAUACCAAUAUCAGCUCGUUCGUUGGUGUCAGAGCGGUUAUGGAUCCGCAAUGCACUUGCCAUGUAGCGGAACCGAUCGUCUGCCUGAACGGCGGCACGCCUUUGGCGGAACGAUGCGAAUGUCCACCUGGUCUGGAGGGACGGAGGUGCGAACUAUUGAGUAUCGGUUUCCACGGAGAUGGUUGGGCCGUUAUGCCACCACCUGGUCAAGCUUGUGAAGAGUCACAUCUGGGACUGGAGAUAACGCCGCACGUCGACAACAGUCUUGUAUUUUACUUCGGCCCCAUGAUUUACAGUCCUAAACUUGGAGUUCAAGAUUUCAUGUCUUUGGAACUUCAGCACGGCUACGCUGUGUUGUACAUUGACUACGGGACAGGAACAGCGCGGCUAGAUCAGAAACAGAUUAAGUUAACGGACGGCAAGAGUCACAGAAUAGAUGUUUUAUGGACAAAAACGUCGAUAGAGUUAAAAGUGGACAAUUGCGCUAUAUCUGCCUGCCUGAGUCUGACCGCACCGCAAGGAACUAACGAAUUUCUCAAUGUCAAUGGGCCCAUGCAAGUUGGCGGAACGUUGAGUAAUUUAGCACACUUGGCGUCGAAAUUAGGAUGGAAUCAUACACCGACCGAGAAAGGAUUUGUUGGUUGCAUACGUAACAUGUCAAUUAAUGGCAAUACGUACAACUUAGGUAUGCCGUCGUUAUCUAAAAAUGCGGAUCCUGGUUGCAAUCACGGCAUGGCAAAGGCUGUAUCGUUCGGCAUCGAUACGAACUUUUUAGUAGCUAUAUUAGUCUGCGUAGCGAUAUUGUUAAUACUGCUGUUGGCGGUAGUCGUGCAGAGAAGGAAGACAGACGAUUUGUACAAGGACAUGGACGACAUUAGGGAAAAUAUUAUUAAUUACGAGGAUGAAGGUGGCGGCGAAGUUGACACGGGAUAUGACUUAAACGUGCUGCGAGCUAUUUAUGACGCGCCGCCUAUCGAUUCUAAAAUAGCUCCAGUUGGCCUACAGGGUAGAGGAACCGACGAAGUUCCUGACAUAUGUGGUUUCUUAGAUGGCAAGAAGGAAAGCUGCGAUAAGGACCCUGAUACGAAUCCAUUUGAUGACGUGAGACAUUACGCUUAUGAGGGAGAAGGCAACUCGGAAGGCGACUUAUCGUCGUUAGCUUCAUGUACUGAUGAUGGAGAUCUCAAGUUUAAUUAUCUGUCUAAUUUUGGACCAAGAUUCAGGAAAUUGGCAGAUAUGUAUGGAGAAGAACCCAGUGAUGAAGAUAGUGACGGUGUCGGUGAACGAGAGAGCGAAAGCUGGUGUUGAGUUUUCUUCUCUGAAAACUUCGUAGAUAUAAAAUUUUUAACGAAGAUGCACACAGCUCGCAAGUUUCGCUCCAGCUCGUGUGAUCAAUGUAAUUAUAAGUACGAGCAUACGUGCCGCAGACAUUUAACGUGGGGUCGUGCUCGUUUCCGAAGCUUCAACAGGUCGUGCUCGUUUUUGAAGUUCCAACAGCGUGAAGAGGGAAACGAGGCUUCAUUGUACUUAAAAUGACACGUAUAGUCUCAUUCACCGCUAAUCGAUGACGAACACUAGCCGCUCGACGAAAAGAAAUAGGCGAAAAAGUUUUACAAUACGCAAUUCUCCAUCGACGCGGUGUGCUGUUAUUACGAGUGGACUUAUUAAUAGAUAAAGUUUAAGGUUAAUCGCAAGUGACUGCUACGAAUGUUAAUAUGAAUUCUCCUUACUUGCAGAAAUAACGCGUAUCUCGUACUGAUCCUCAGAAUUAAUUUUUAUAUCGUAUCGUGUAAGACUUAGUAUAUUUACGUUACACUUUUACAUUAGAACUGAUACAUGUGCAUGAGUGGAACGAGAGAAAAUAGUGCGUUCACUGUACGUUGCGCGAAAGACGAAUAUGUAUUGCAAGAUUCUGGAUUAUAUAUGCCGCAUUCUCGUUAUAUUUUGACGAGUUGUUGGACAAUCGAUAUUUUGUACGAGGCAUUCUUUUUUUUUUUCUUUUUUACUUUUUAAACGUAAAUGUUUCUAACGUGAUUGUGACAUUUUGUGAUUUGGCAAAAUUACAAUAAAAAUUAAAUAAUAAAUUGUGCUGGAAUAUCACAAUAUACAUGUUACAUUACGUAAAUGGCUCGACACUUUGUCAACCGGUCCGUUGGGUAAUUGGAAAUCAUUUCUUUUUUAGUACUGAUAUGUUCUGAUUAUUAUACAAAAGAUUGCUUGAAAAAGCUUUUAAAAAUUUUGUUAACAUUUUCAAAAUAAAAGGACGGUUUACACGAGCCAGAUUUAUUUAAUGCUUAUUUUAUUAUACCUUUUAAGUAUCUAAUGUUUUAAUAAAAACAUUUUCUUCCCGUGUACAUACAUAAACCGACACGGACAAUUGGCAGUGGUAUGUGCGUCGUUCCGCGUGUUAUAAACAAUUUUAGGUAUAUUAUACGCCGAUAAAGUCGACGAAGUAUUAAGCACAUCUUUCAAUUGUUUAUUCAUUGAGAUCAUUGAGAUAAGAGCUAGAGAGAGCAAGAAAAAAAACUACUAUUUCUAUUUUGUUAAUAUUCUUUUCUUUUAACAUUAUACGUAAUAUUAACGAAAUGCUAUGUGACUGACUUCAAAACUCGCCGGCAAGAGAAACCUGAGUAACUUUGUAAAGUCGCGCGUUUAUGGCUGCCAGGUUCAAGAGACGUUCUCCCCGCGACCAGUCGCUUGUGUAUGUUCUGCUUCAAUACGGCUUGAACACUUUUUUCCGAUGCAGCCGAUGGUCGGGAUAAGAGAAUCUCUGGGAACUAAUCAUAAAUCAAAUUUUCCCAUUAGGACCAUUGGCUGCGUUCCGAACUGCAUUGAAAAAAGCGUUUAAACCGUAUUGAAAUCAAACUUACACACAUACCCACACCUGCGCGCACGCGCGCGAGAACUCGUAUAUAUAUAUACACUAGUAUCUUUUUUAACAGUAACUGUGUGCAUUCCAAUAGUAAAAAGAGGUUGCAAUGCAGCAAUACUUCUUGAUUAAGCGUUGCAGACGCGCAUUGCAGUUUAAUAAAUCGACGGUCUAUAACAAGAAUUCGUAUACGAUUGCUGAUCUGUGUUCUUGAGUUUGGCAAUCAUCGAGUUACAAGGUUUCCGGAUUAUUUUUUAUACAUUAUAUAAAUAUAUAUAUAUAUACAUACGAAAAGAUUAUAUAUAUAUAUAGAGAGAGAGAGAGAGAGAGAAAGUGAACUAUAAGAGUGUUUAAUGUAGUGAAUUGUGAAAGGACAAUUCUUCUUAACCAGAAUAUAGAAAGAUUAGCAUGGGAAUAAGGGAACGGAUGGAAAGAUAUAGAUAACAUCACUCUUCUAUUUAAUUUAUAUAGUAUUUUAAUAAUUGCGCGUAUGUGUGAGCGAAAGAGAGAGAGAGAGAAAGGAAAACAGAUGUACGACAACACGUGUGUAUGCGUAUUCGACGUCGUUUGUGUGUUAACAGACGAACACGUAUGUGUCGUGAUCGCGUGUGUAUUGUUAUAUUUGAUAUACGUUCCAAGCGCAAGUACGUAUAUACAUAUAUAUCCUUUAUACGUGUAUAUUUCUCGCGAGAAUUCUCGUUGCAAGUUUGUCCGUAAUGUUGUUCCGCCAAUAGGGUUUUAUUAUUGUAAGCACAUCCGGAGUAUUCCAGACAUCGCGACCGUGCGGAUGGAUAUAUAGACCGGGCGAAAAACCGACGCAUGAAGAUCGAGUGCCAUAGCGCGCCUCGGACGUUAAUUCUCGCUCCUUUUAUUUCGUAAAUAACAAUAACAAUAAUAAUUCCUAACGAUUAUUCCUACCGACAAAGGAUCAGCACACAUUCACGCGAUUCGCAAGUAAUUCCAGGACGACAAACGGUGUUAAUACACACAUACACACACUCGAAACAAUGCAAUCAAAUGUUUUGUCAUCGCGGAAUUAUUUGCGCUUGUCCCACGUCAGCGACCACUUCAUUAAAUCGUCACCAUUCUCGCCGUAACGUCUUCAAUGCGAUUAAUAAGUAUUUAUAUGUGUGUAUAUACACACGAUGCUUUUAUUUUUAAGGUCAUCGUAUAUAGAUCAGUAUAAUAGCCUUAAUAUGAAGCAUGAUCAGGUUAUUCAUAUUUUCUAACCGUAUACACAUUUGUUUUUAUUAAUACAAAGUUAUUACAAUCACAUGUUAUCGGUUUCGCUCUCUUUUGAAUAGUCAAUAAAUAAUAAACUAUCAUGCGUACGGUUAGUAAAUUCUAAAAGCUUAAAAAGCCUAGUUGCAUGACAUAUAGUAAGACUAUUAUGCUGGUUUGUGUACACUUGGUUUCAGUACGGUUUGAAUACUUACCUCGAUGCAGUUUGGAACACAGCCAAACAAAAGAACCUAACUUUUGGGAUUUAAUAAAAAAAAAAAAAUUUUUUUUUUAUUGGACCAUCGAUUGCGCGUUUUAAACUGCAUCGAAAAAAAGGUGUCUAAGCUGUAACGAAACUUAAAUAUAAUAAAGUUACGAUGAUGUAUGUAUUGUCUGCAAUUGGUUACGUUGAGGUGCAUUAUAGAUCGAAACGUUCCUCGGUUACUCGUGCUUCUUGAAACUCGCCAUUUUUUAUAACGCGUCGUCGACGAAGAAUUGACGAUUGUUGUGUAUAACGUUUCGAUACUUAUUGUGAACACAUAGUGAUAAGACGAACGAUUUUAAUAUUCAUCAAUAAUCAUGUUCAAGAUCAUGUUAAUAAGUCAUCAGUGAAUGAUAUCGAUAAAACUCCUCGAUUAUAUAUAAAAAAAAGAAAGCUGUAUAUAAGUAACCGGGGAUUGUUUAGAUCACGUUCCUGUGUGCGUAAACUAUGAAAUUCGAUCUUAAUAUUAAAUAUCUUACGCGUAAGAGUAAUCGUUAUGAAAUUCGUAGGGAUGAGAUCAAAUACGUUUUAAGCAGCUUGUUCUUUCUCUCUCAGCUUCUGUGAGCACUUCCAACUGUAGCAGCAUCUAAAAUAUAAUCAAAAUUUUCUGGAAAGUGUUUGAGCUUUUUUAUGAAUAUUUCGAAACAUUACAACAUCCAAUAGGAAUAUAUCAAUAUAUAUCUCCCUGUGUAUGUAUUUGAUAUGUGAUUGUGAUUUGUACUGUUUUCGAUGCUGUUAUAUUUGUAAGUAAAAGGACAAAAUCCGACUUUCUCGAGUAUGCAUAUUUUAUGAAAUUUUGCGUGGUGUUGCGUAUCAAUAUCAUUUGGUAUGUAUUUGAUUCUACCCUCGAUUGCAGCGCAUUAUUUUCGAGUGAAUUACGUGAAUGGAUACUCGAGCGUCGGAUGAACUGAGAUGCGUGAGAACACACAUUGAACUUGGUCUUAUCCCUAAGAACGCCAUGACACGGUCGUUACGACGGAUACUAGAACUAACAUUAGCGUUAAUUCUCUUUCGGUUCGUCGUAUUGUACUGCUAAUCAGUCGUUGGAACAAAACUCAACGUACCGCGCAGUCUUAAUACAUAUCGCGAAGAUUAAUGCAGAUAUAUAACAUUGCAAAUACAUAAUAAGAAAGACAGCUUAGGCGGAAGCGUGUGAUCUCAAGGAUUAAGGAGCGGAUUCUUGGUUGGACGUUCCUCCGUGUGAAUGUCUAUCCACGAACUACUUAGACGCUUGCCACUGAACAACGAUUAGGGCAGAAAAAAAUGAAUACAAUAACAGAGACCCUUAUAAUUUAGCUAGAAACAAGUACUAUUAUUCCUAUUGAAAUUUAAUUUUCGCGCAUCGUCUUACAAACUAUUCAUUUUCUUUUCUAUUAAGAUACUUUUGGCAAGCGUUGCGAAAAGACAUUAUGUCAAUACAAAGCCUGUAUGAUAAAGUUGGUAUAUGUGCAGGAUAUUUUAGAAUUAUAGGCGAAGAUUUAACUGGCUGAUGGAACUUGUAAAAACGAACAAAAAGAUACUUAUACGCAAACAUAGUUCAAUAGAUAAAAUAAUCAUCUUCGAAAUAUUUAGUUUCUUGUUUUACUACAUUCUUUACACUUACGAUUACGCGUAUUGUUGUAUUUAUUAAGAUUUUUUGUUCUCUCGUAAAUUAUAUUUACUCCCCAGUUGUCUUGACUUAUAUUUUUCACAUAUCCUGUGUAUAAAGAUUAAUUAAUGUAAAAUAAGUGUAAUAGAGGUUAAUAUCCCCGUCAAUUGGGCGUAUGUACAACAGCUAACAGUAAUAUCACUCGACUUUCUUUUAUUAACUUCGUUAAUAAGUGUAGCUCUUACAUAGAAACAUAAGGAUUUUAUAAAUUUCUGCGCGAGAUUUUUUUCUUUUUAAUUUACUCAUUCGUUGGAAGAAACUGCUCUUGCCCGCGUUAACUCUAAAUUCGUGCAAUCAUCGAUACUCACUUUGUGACGCUAUAAAAAAAAGUUUACAUAAUCGUCAUUCCUCGUUAACUUCAUACACUUGUAAAAGUUUACAUAAUCGUCAUUUCUCUAGUGUCCAUGGGAGAGACGAAUCGCUACUCUCAUUUCCGUCGCGAUAGGUCGUAAAGUGUAAGAAGUUCGUAAACGCUAUUAAUAAAUGUUUAUUGAACACUGCCUUUAAGUGAUAGAGAGAGAUCAAUUCUUCGACGCGCGAUCUUAACAAUUAAAUCUUAACCGGAUCUUGACGUAUUACUCCGCACUCGAAUGAAAGAAAAAAAAGAUAACAAGAAGGAAACGUACUAUAAAGAGACGCAAGUAUAACUAGAGAGAGAUACGAAAAUAUACAUAUUAUAUACACACGCAUAAGUAUAUGCGCGUGCGUAUACGCAGGCUUGUACAUUAUCUAGGAAAGUAAGACUUCUAUUGCGUACCAUUUAAUAUGUGAUAAUCGACGGCAACGCAUAUGAGCGCACCAUUAUCCUUUACCUUCGAUCCACCUUUAGCUCGACAACGUUAAGUGUAAUUUCUUUUUUGUAGCAAUAAAGUGAAAUUCGAAUAUA
This is a messenger RNA of Odontomachus brunneus, 10723 nucleotides long. RefSeq names its product DE-cadherin (gene shg). Gene Ontology annotation, biological process: homophilic cell-cell adhesion. Gene Ontology annotation, molecular function: calcium ion binding; cadherin binding. The transcript is spliced from 16 exons. Gene Ontology annotation, cellular component: plasma membrane; catenin complex. The record is from RefSeq and is a predicted model, not a curated record. NCBI's taxonomy places the organism in Eukaryota, Metazoa, Arthropoda, Insecta, Hymenoptera, Formicidae. The coding region runs from base 664 to 5145 and encodes 1493 amino acids.